Molecule: messenger RNA, 3558 nt
Organism: Oncorhynchus gorbuscha (pink salmon)
Lineage: Eukaryota; Metazoa; Chordata; Actinopteri; Salmoniformes; Salmonidae
Gene: babam2
Product: BRISC and BRCA1 A complex member 2
Exons: 12
Coding region: 271-1431 (386 amino acids)
Biological process (GO): double-strand break repair
Cellular component (GO): BRISC complex; BRCA1-A complex
Source: RefSeq, a predicted model, not a curated record
UUGAGGUCCGAAAAGGACCCCAAAAACAUCUACCGGAAGAUUCGGGUUUACACUGUUUAACACAACCACGAAGUCAAAAUUGGCUGUUGUAAAAAUUGAUAAAAACAAAAAAAUUAAGAUUAGUGUUACGCAUAAGUUUAGCAGUGUGGUUAAUCACUUUUGAAUAUUUAUUGUUUUACUUUGGGACUGUGGUAACUAGUGACGAUCGAUUAUUUGCUGUACAAAUUUAAACGUUAACGGAUUUCCAAUAAAAGAACUUGAGUGUGGAAGAUGAACAGCAUGUCCCCUGAGGUUGCACUGAAUCGCAUCUCUCCUGAGCUGCGCCCCUUGUUGUGCAGUGUGGUGCGGAAUGGUCGAGUGGGCCUUGACUCUACCAACUGCCUGCGUGUCACAGACCUCAAGACUGGAUGCACGUCUCUGACUCCAGGGCCCUGUUGUGAUCGAUUCAAACUGCACAUCCCCUACGCUGGAGAAACAUUGAAAUGGGAUAUCAUCUUCAACGCACGGGAUCCAGAACUACCUCCAGAUUUCAUAUUUGGAGAGGAUGCAGAAUUCCUGCCAGAACCCUCCGAACUCCCACACCUGGUCCAGUGGGAUGCGGGGGACUCGGAGUGCCUGCUUCAGCUGGUGAAGGAGCUUAUCCAGCAGUACCACCAGUACCAGUGCCAGCGUCUGCGCGAGAGCUCCCGGCUGCUCUUCGAGUACGACAGCCUGCUCGAGGACCCCAACUACAGCCGCAGCAUGGAGAUCUACGCCGGGCACAAGAACAGCUGGACGGGGGAGUUCUCCGCUCGCUUCCUGCUCAAGCUCCCUGUGGACUUCAGCAACAUCCCUGUGUAUCUCCUCAAGGACACAACGUUGGACCCUGGGGAAGACGUGGCUCUUCUCUCCGUCAGCUUUGAAGACGCAGAGGCCACCCAAGUGUUCCCUAAACUCUACCUGUCCCCCAGCAUUGAACACGCACUUGGAGGUUCCUCUGCACUACACAUCCCAGCAUUCCCUAGUGGAGGCUGCCUCAUUGACUAUGUACCUCAAGUGUGCCAGCUCCUCACCAACAAGGUGCAGUAUGUCAUUCAAGGCUACCACAAGAGGAGAGAGUACAUUGCUGCCUUUCUCAGUCACUUUGGAAUGGGGGUGGUGGAGUACGAUGCAGAGGGAUUCACCAAGCUCACUCUUCUCCUCAUGUGGAAAGACUUCUGUUUCCUUGUCCAUGUGGACCUCCCUCUGUACUUCCCGCGGGACCAGCCCACUCUGACUUUCCAGUCUGUGUACCACUUCACCAACAGUGGGCAGCUGUACUCGCAGGUGCAGAAGUCCUACCCUUACAGCCCCCGCUGGGACGGCAACGAGAUGGCCAAGCGAGCCAAAGCAUACUUCAAGAGCUUCAUCCCUCAGUUUCAGGAAGGGGCCUUUGCCACUGGGAAACUCUAGGACUGAAGUACAGCAGUGUGUUCGUGUGUGAGCAUGUGCGUGUGUGUUUGUGUGUGAAUGGACUGCAUGAUAGUGAUAAUGUGCUUACUGUACGGGUACUCUCUAACGCCACGUUGAGCAUUUCAUGCUUUUUCCUACACUGUCUGUUUCUCCAUUUUAUUAAGUUGUUUUUUCUCCUUUCUUAAAACUAGAGGGAAUGAAAGUACUGAAAAGCUGUUACUAAAAUGGUUUGGAGUAGUAGGUCAGAACCACUUGUUACAUCAACAGACAGAUGUGGGGCUUGCCCAGCCAAAGUGUUACGACUUCAAAGCAGACGUCAAUUCUGAUCUUCAGAGUGUUUGUCAGAGAACUGGAAAAGUGCCCUUGAAGGGGAAUAACGGAACCCCUCUGACUCAUUGUUGGACUGUCUGUCAAAGUGUUCACCUUUCUCAGUCAGGGACAGUGAGGUAGAGCAAGAGCUACGUCACCAGGUUAUGCAGCUGCUCACUCACUGCAGUGCUAGAUAGAAUUUUGAUGAAUAACACAAAAAUAAUCAAAUUUAGUUAACAGUGAUCAUACAAGAUUCGUGAAGGUUACUGCUCAAGCAGCAACACACGCACGAGGGGACUCCUCAUAAACACAAAACACUGGCAAUUUUCAAAAUAGCCUGCAUCAGACUUUAGCACAUAACCCAACAAAACACACCUUUAUUGUCAGAAGCGUCAUCAGACCUAGGUGGUAGCCUAUAUAAUUUCUCAUGUUCAAUGCUCUGUAAACCAAGCAGAAAAUGCUGUGCUCUAAAGAUGACAUAGCCACGCAAAUACAUUAGAAGAUAAUAGUUGAUCUGAAACACUGUUCUCACAACCUUUAUCUCCUAAAUGAUGUCGCUGGUGUAUUUUGUAAUAUAUUGUGCAGUAGGCUAUAAGGUUUUUUAACCAGGCUCGAAUCCUUCCAGGCUGAAAACAUAUAAGAAUACUUUUGCAUUUUAUAAAAUGAGCCUACAUUAUUACAUUCUCUUGCUCGCUCCAGGCAAAUCGCUUGCAUCAUUUAGUAAAUCAUUGUCAAUAGUCUACCGAUUUAGAAAAUGUAAAUGUGGGCUAAUAAUACAUGUAAUAAUAGCAUAUGUGAUCUACCCCAAUGAAAAGUUUGGAAGUGAGCAUAAAUCACAUUUCGAUAGAUGCAUGCAUCAGUACCUAGGCUAUCUAUUAUAUCUGCAACGGAAAUUAUUUUACAUGGAUAGGUUUGCUUUCAGCUGGCUGCUGUAGUGAAUUUACAAUUUUAUAAAACAUUUCUUCCAUAAAUGAGCCGUAUAGCCCGUAUGUGUCAUCCAUUGAAGUGGACGUUAUGUUGCACACUCACUAGACUUUCCCUCUCAUUUUAGUAUAUAUAUUUGUAUAUUUAUGUUGCCGUAAUGAUCUGAUCACACCAUGCAACAAUUGAUGUAGCCUACAGUCAGAGAUGGAAGAUGGGCAAUGUUAAUUGGCAGGUGGAAUGAUGUCCAAUGGGGUUGCAUGGUUAAAAGUGGGAGGCGGGAUCAGGUUGGCUCCUUUCAUCCUUGCUUGGCAGAGAUCUCAGAAAAGGUCAAAGGAUGAAUCUGAUACCCAAAUUGAUCACAGAAAAUGUUUAAGACAAUUCUCACAAUUGAUUGGGCUUCCCGAAUUUAGUAUAUUCGCUGUGACCAAAAGUUUAAUAUUUUUGUAGAUUUGUGUUAUUCCACAAAGUUCUAUCUAGCGCUGCAGUGAGUGGGGAGCUGCAUAACAUAGUUGUAGCACUAUCUUGCUCUCCCUGAGUGAGAGAGGUGAGCACUCUGACAGACAAUUCAACAAUGGGUUAGAGGGGUUUAUUCCCCUUUAACUGUUUGACUGGAGCUCAAUGUGGGAAAGAUCAAGAUCAGCGGUUCAUCUUCAUUCAUAUCAAACAGUGGGGUGGGGCCAAACCUUGAUCUUACCAAUACCUGAUUACGUUCUACACUUGUCUUAAUCCUUGCCUUGAGAAGUCCUCCUUAGUACUAUGUACAUUGGAGAAUACUGUAAAAACCUGUGAUUGUAUUUUGACUUACUACAUGAGUUUUUACUGAAUUAUGUUUUUCUGUUAUAUUUUUGUUUCACCAACAUCUCAGUCAUUUUCCCAAUAAACCCUCAAAUCAUA